AUGCUGUCUGACACCCUGUCUGCCAGAUCCUAUUUGGAGCUAAGCCAUGAGUUAGCGCAAGAACGCGAGAAUCCACAGAAUUUACGGGAUUCUCUCUCUGAAACUCCUCCAGAAAUCUCGGAAAACUUGGGCCCGUGCUUCCCGCAGAGAGAACGGGGAUCCCGAGCCAAAUCGGACAAGACCGACACAGUGCCCGAGAGGGACCCGCCACCACCACUGGCAGAUCGUCCCGUGCGUAAACGUGGCCGACCGAGACUGGAGACUGCAAAAGAUGCUGCAGCGAUUGAGGAACGGCGUAUGCAAAUCCGUCGAGCUCAACGUACCUACAGACAGAAGAAGGAAACAACUAUACAAACACUGAGGAGUCGUGUGGAGUCACUUGAACAGACUCUGCAGAAUAUCUCAGGCUUACUUGAUACUACCGAUGGCAGUGAAGAUUCUGGUCUGGGAUCAUCGCACGAUCACGCUCACACAAAGCAACUGAUCUUAGCGGAGAUUAAUAAGGCUCGAUCAUUUUCAGGAAAAAACACGGACUCAGAGACGUUUCGUGAUAUAUUCGGAUAUCAUGUCUCUCGCAACAAGCAUGAGGUAGAUGGUAGUGACCAGAGAAAACACCACGCAUAUCAACGUGCAAGGUCGCCGUCCCCAUUACUUAACCGUCUAUUCCCAACAACCACCAUCUACACCUACAGCAACCAAGAAUCAGAUUUAUCAAGGCGUCUCCAACGCUUUUGCCUAGAACACACAUACCGUUGGCUCAUAGAUCCCCGUUCAGACCCACUUCAAAUAAGCCGCAUAUUCGGCCUCGUGCCCUGCAUCCACGACAUGCCAGGCAUAUGUCGCUCGUUCCGACGAAUUCUGCAUUCUGAAAUCGGUAGCCCCUUAGAAGAGGUCACUAAACAGGCUUUCUACACACUCGGUGGUGCUGGUACUCAUUUCCCACGAUCGACCGAAGACGGAGAACCUAUCUACCCAAAGAACAUCCGUAGACCUGGAAAGAUCUUACGUCGCAUGGCGCGAAUCCUGAGACGCGGUGGCAUCCGAGAUUGGGACGAGGAUUGGAGUGGAAAUGCUGAACCUGAAAGCGAUGAAGAGCUCCAAGCGGCUGAGAAGUCAAUGAGUCAACGGGACCGUCUACGUGCGCUUGAUCUAGAGGGAGAUUGGUUCGACUGUCAUGAUGUUCAAGGAUAUCUCGAGCAACAAGGCAUUGUCAUAGGUAGUUCUUCCUUGUGGUUGGAUGUGCCAUCUGAAACAGUUGGGACUCUGCAUGGCCUAUCACCGACAGCGUCUAUAUCUCACCUGUAUGCAUCGUCAAGUGAAGGGACUCCGAGUGACCAGGGUGGAUCAACAUCAAACGAUAUUAACCAGUCAACUUAUGUGUUCGAUGUGGAGUGCUUCUUUGAAUUACUUUUGACCAAUUUGAGGAUUCUAGGCCGGGCUCCUGGGUUUCGGUUAUAUGAUGUGGAGACUGCGGUGCGAACCUCGAUUCACCGACGAUCUUCCAGUUGA
Molecule: messenger RNA, 1509 nt
Organism: Penicillium malachiteum
Lineage: Eukaryota; Fungi; Ascomycota; Eurotiomycetes; Eurotiales; Aspergillaceae
Product: bZIP transcription factor
Exons: 3
Coding region: 1-1509 (502 amino acids)
Biological process (GO): regulation of DNA-templated transcription
Molecular function (GO): DNA-binding transcription factor activity
Source: RefSeq, a predicted model, not a curated record